GUGUACUUAGACUAACAUGUCUUGUACUUCAAUCUCAGAAUGACACGAUGAUAUUAGUGAUACUUUAUUGUGAUUAAAGGAGCAUGGCGUGCUUAUUUAGAAGAACGAUUGCUGCCAAGCUGAGCAGGACUCUGCAGCAGCCCGAGGAGCUCUUACUACCCGCCCUGUCGGCUGUCCCAGUCUUCAAAAAACAGCAGACUCCUGAUUUCAAAUUAUCAGUAAGUGUGUUACGACUGAAUGGGAUUUUGCCCCUAACAGAAGACAUUCAGUUGCAGACAGAAGACCUAAGCAGACAGUUAAAACCUGACAAUGUGGUCGAGCACAUUUGUGCUGGAAGUGGAGCUGUCAACUUCACAAUUAACCGUAAACAUCUCGUUCAGAAAGUGUUGGAGCCUUUUGAAUCUGACACUGAUACAGCAUUUGGUUUAAACAGUGAACUUUUGAACAGACUUAAUCGUGGCACCACAUUGGUAGAGUACAGCUCUCCAAACAUUGCCAAAAAGUUCCAUGCUGGACAUCUCCGCUCUACUAUAAUUGGGAACUUCAUUGCCAACCUGAAGCAGGCUUUGGGGAAUGAAGUUAUCCGAAUGAACUAUCUAGGAGACUGGGGCAUGCAGUUUGGUUUGUUAGGUGCUGGCUUCACACAGUUUGGCUCGUAUUCAAAACUGAGGGACAAUCCGCUACAGCAUUUGUUUGAGGUCUAUGUACAAGUGAACAGAGAAGCUGAGCACAAUGACGACUUGAGACACAAGGCCAGAGACUUCUUCAGGAAACUAGAGGAAGGUGACACAGAGGCUAUGAGUUUAUGGCAGUGCUUCAGGGACAUCACAGUGGAGGAGUACCAGCAUGUGUAUAAGCGUUUAGGGGUGCAUUUUGAUGUUUACUCCGGGGAGUCCCUUCACCAAAAACAGGCUCAGGAGGUGAUCGAGAAGCUGCAGAGUCGAGGCCUGUUGAAAACAACUGAGAAGGGCACAGGAGUGGUGGAUCUUUCUAUUUCUGGAGACAUGAGUAAUGUAUGCACUGUACUUCGGAGUGAUGGAACUACUCUCUACAUCACUAGAGAUAUUGCUGCCGCUAUUGACCGAAAAGAUAGGUACAAGUUCACAGAGAUGAUUUAUGUGACUGAUAAAAGUCAAGCCAACCACUUCCAGCAGUUGUUCCAGAUUCUGUCGGCUUUGGGACACCCCUGGGCUGAAAGCUGUCGACAUGUCCCGUUCGGUCUGGUGAAGGGGAUGAAGACUCGGACUGGAGAGGUGGUCUUUUUGGAGGAUGUCCUGGAUGAGGCCCGCACCAGGAUGCUGCACAACAUGAACCAGUCAAAAACUACAAAAGAACUUGAAGAUCCAGAGGACACGGCUGAGAAAGUGGGGUUAAGUGCAUUAAUAGUCCAGGAUUUUAAAGGGCCUCUACAGUCAGAUUACAGCUUUGACUGGGACAGAAUCUUACAGGCUCAGGGGGACACUGGGGUCUUCCUCCAGUACACCCACGCACGGCUCUGCAGUUUACUCCAGAAGAAUAACGAGCUGGAGGCAGCUCAUUUUUACCCUUCCCUACUGGACGAGCCAUCUGCCAUCUCUGUAGUGCAGCACCUCCUUCGCUACGAUGAAGUGCUGUGCCAGUCAUCACAGGAUCUCCAACCCAAACACCUGGUCAACUUUUUAUUGAAGUUGUGCCACUUGACUGCUUCUGCGCACAGAGAGCUGCCCGUCAAAGGAAGUCCAGUAGAAGUAGCACAGGCACGAAGACUACUGUUCAAGGGUUCUUGUUCAGUGCUGGCCAAUGGGAUGAAGCUAUUAGGCAUUACACCAGUCCAAAAAAUGUAAAUAAAAAAAGUGAAAAUAUGUGUAAAUAAAACUUUUUUAUUACAAUUGUUUAACUU
Periophthalmus magnuspinnatus is the source of this 1879-nucleotide messenger RNA. It is a transcript of the gene rars2, whose product is annotated as arginyl-tRNA synthetase 2, mitochondrial. The coding region runs from base 84 to 1823 and encodes 579 amino acids. The record is from RefSeq and is a predicted model, not a curated record. Gene Ontology annotation, biological process: mitochondrial translation; arginyl-tRNA aminoacylation. Gene Ontology annotation, cellular component: cytoplasm; mitochondrion. Gene Ontology annotation, molecular function: arginine-tRNA ligase activity; ATP binding. Lineage: Eukaryota; Metazoa; Chordata; Actinopteri; Gobiiformes; Gobiidae. The transcript is spliced from 20 exons.